Cottoperca gobio is the source of this 5473-nucleotide messenger RNA. RefSeq names its product ASXL transcriptional regulator 1 (gene asxl1). Lineage: Eukaryota; Metazoa; Chordata; Actinopteri; Perciformes; Bovichtidae. Gene Ontology annotation, biological process: positive regulation of transcription by RNA polymerase II; animal organ morphogenesis. Gene Ontology annotation, cellular component: PR-DUB complex. Gene Ontology annotation, molecular function: chromatin binding; peroxisome proliferator activated receptor binding; DNA binding. The record is from RefSeq and is a predicted model, not a curated record.
CUUUGACCUGGUUGUUGCAUUCCAAAGAGGCUUGUCCUGCAGCAGCGCCAACCCUGCACUCAUACUGCUUCUGUGCUACAGAGAGACGAUGCGUGUUGAGCUAGUUUAGACAAGACACUGGGCACAGUAGCGAGAAUAAUCAAAAACUAGCAGACUCCACAGCAUCGUCCCGAGCUAAAAGGAACGUCUUGUCUUGGGUCUACACAGUUAACCCAUAACGUUGUUAGCCAUUUUGCUAAGAAGCUAAACCGCCAUCGUAUUGAGGUUGCGUUAUAGACACACAGCAGGCUAGCCGCAGACACCAGCGCAGAGGAAAUGAAGGACAAACAAAAGAGAAAGAAGGAGCGGACCUGGGCUGAGGCAGCUCGCAUGGUUUUGGAGAACUUCUCUGAUGCACCCAUGACUCCCAAACAAAUCCUCCAUGUCAUCCAGACCAAGGGGCUGAAGGAAAUGCGGAGUGGUACAGCACCUUUGGCCUGCCUGGUCACUAUGCUGCACUCCCAGGUCCGGGGAGACAGAGUCAAGAACAGCAUCUUCUUCAAGCUGCCUGGGCGGAUGAGCCUCUUCACUCUCAAGAAAAACGCCCUCCAGUGGACAAAGACAACAUCAGAGUCGGAGACACCAACAGAGCUAGCCAGCAGCACGGCCGGCCCCGCUUCCAGCAGCAGCACCUCUGCAGCGGGCACAGGGGUGGCCCCGGUCGGAACCACUGAGGCCACUGAGCAGGAAAGCUGCGACUCCACUGAGACCACCGCUGCCAGCGGGGACAAUGACGCCUCGGUGGAUGAGAGCUCGUCCAGUGCCUCCUGCUCCACAGAACUGCCGGCUCCCAGCAACCAGCCCCAGACCCGCCUCAGCAGGGCGGCAGGACAGCAAGGACGCACAGAAGCACAGCAGACCCAACAUGCUCAACACACCCAGACCAGACUGAGCCGCUCAAGACAGUCAGGGAGACAGAGGAAGAAAGCAGUCAUGAUGCCUCGUGUUGUCCUCACCCCUCUUAAAGUAAAUGGAGAGCAUGUCCCCUCAGGUCCCAUGAAGAGGAGUCGGGGAGGGGUGGAUGUAGACUUUGAAACACCAGGCUCCAUCCUGGUCAACACCAACAUCAGAGCCCUCAUCAAUGUGCGUACCUUCUCAGCCUUCCCCACACACUCGCAGCAGCAGCUGCUGCAGCUGCUGCCUGAGGUGGACCGGCAGAUUGGACCAGAUGGUAUGGCCCGACUGAGUAGCUCAGCUCUCAACAAUGAGUUCUUCACCCAUGCCUCCCAGAGCUGGAAAGAAAGGCUGGCGGAAGGUGAGUUCACCCACGAGAUGCAGGUGCGUUUCCGGCAGGAAAUGGAGAAAGAGAAGAAGGUAGAGGCUUGGAAGGAAAAGUUUUUUGAAGAGUACCAUGGGCAAAAAUCUGGCCUGACACAAGAAGAGUCCCUAAAGCUGACCAUGAGGGAAGCCAGUGAAGUUGCAGCCAGUGUGCUGGACAGCGAUGUGGCUGCGGUGGCAACUGGUACCCCCAAGAGACGCAGUGUAGGUCGGCGGAGGAGAGACGGCAGGAUGAGGAGACGCACACGGGCGGACCUGCGUCGGAGGGCCCGCCGGACCCUUUGCAAGGGCACUCCUCCAGUCCUGCAGUCUGCAGAAGCAGCUGAGCCCAGCGCUGCUCUGGACAUCCCAGCAGUUUCUGUUGGCUCUCCCAUGUCCGACAACACUGUUGUUCAAGGUGAAGUGGUGCUGCAGGCUGAGUGUGGUGUGGAGCUCCCUGCUGAGAGUACCUCCAUAGAGUCAAAGCCCGAGCCAGAGCCAGAGCUAGUUGCAUUGCCAGCCUCAACUCCUACCCCCACUCCCAGCCCCAGCCCAGCCUCCAUCAGCGCAAACGAAGAGCCUGAAGCUGCAGCCCGCCUUCUCCCAGAAGAGACUGCACCUGUACUGGCUUCCACCUCCUCACCUUCCACUUCCUCCUCCUCCUCCUCUUCUUCAUCGUCUGCCUCCUCGCCUGUCUCCUCCCCCUCCUCACCUUCUGAAAGACAAGGAGCUUUUGCCGCAGGCCUCGACUCUUCUUCAUCCUCCUCAACAUCCUCCAGUGCCGCAGUCGCAGUCGAUCCCCUGGAUGACACUGCCUCCGUUGUCACCUCCAUUACAGGGGGUACCGCCACCAGCAGCCGUGAGAGUAGCCCCUCAGCCAGCCCAGCCACCACCCCUGUACCCAGUGCUCAGCUCAAGGAACAGAAGAGAAGGCCAGAUGAGACUCAGGCCUUCUCCAGCUUCCCCGAAAAGAGGCCGCGGCUUGAUGACCGUCAGUCCUUUCGUACCACAAUUGACGGUGUCCGUACGGAAAAGCCGCAGCCGACAACCGAAGAGCCCAAGGUGCCGCCUAUCCGGAUUCAACUGUCCAGAAUCAAACCCCCCUGGGUCAAAGGUCACCCAACCUACCAGAUCUGCCCCCGGAUCGUGCCCCCCGGCGAAGGCUCGCGGCGGUCUGGGACGGGGGGCGCGCGUACCUUGGCGGAUAUCAAAGCCCGUGCCCAGCAAGCCCGGGCCCAGCGCGAGGCCGCUGCUGCUAUUGCAGCCAUUGGCGACGGGGCAGGGCCGGCAGGGGUCAGGCUGCGGCCUGCUGCUGGGCUACCGGAUAGCAGCAAUGGACGACGAGCCAGAGAGCACCCAGGACCUAUCGAGCCAGGAGGAGGAGGAGGAGGUGGAGGAGGAGGAGGAGGAGGAGGAGGCGGCGGCGGAGGCGGCGGAGGAGGAGGAGGAGGAGGAGGAGGGAUGGAGGAGGAGGGAUUGUCUUCAGGCACUAAUUCGUCUGGAACACAACUACAGCUUCUCAAUGUAGAGCCCAAGCCCCAGCCUUCCCCUUCCCUGUCCACUACCUCAACCUCAAUGUCUUUGGAGGCCCCACAGACCCCAAGCCCUCCUCUAGAGGAUGCAGCUGGGGGGCCAGAGACAGGAGAGGAAGUAGAAGCAACAUCAACCAGUGUCCAGAGUUCCUUCAAUGGUUUCGCAGACGAGGCAGCUGACUUGCCCUAUCCAAAGCCUGAGUUGACCGAGACUCCUGCUGCCCCUUCAGAGAUGGACCAGGGUUCUAAAAAACCCUCACUGGCUCCAACCUCCAUCCCAGAUUCCCUUCCCAGGUUCGGAGCUCAGGGUGUGGAUGUUAUUCAGACGCUGGCCAGCUCCUGUCAGCCCAAAGAGCUGGUACAAGGGAAGGAGGCUGGACUGGGUGGUGUUAUCCAGCAUGGUUCCAACCACGUGGAACACCAAGAACUAUUAUCUGACUCAGCUGCAGAGAGACGGCAAACAGACUCAUCCUUUCCUCAAAAAGUGCAUUGCUCAGGUAGAGAGAAAGAAGACGAGGCUGGGACACAUAGCGACUCCACGGAAACGGCUUCAGACUGUGAGAAUGACAUCCAGGAGGAUGAGCAGCAGCAACCUGACCAGGACUGGUGCCCCCAACUGAGCAUCCAUAGAAACGGCCAGCUGGUCAUCUGCAGCCCUCCUCCUAAGAACCAGCAGCCAGUCAUACAGGCCCACGUGUCCAACCGCCAAGGUCAGACUGUCAUUCAGCCUUGCUUCCCCAACGGCCUGCCACAUGCUCAGCACAGUGGCCUCCGUUCCCAGGACUUCCAGUCUCUCCCCACAGACCACCCGCAGGGUCUAUGGGACAACAACGUUGUGGUGAAAAUGGAGUCUGGAGAUGAUUGUAGAGCCUCCAGACAGAGCUCUACUGAAGAAGAGUGUCGUGAAGGUUUGAAACCCUCGCUCACACACCCAACUGCUGCAGCUGCAUCAAAGAGACUGGCCAGUUCAGCCAGACCAGUUUCUAGUGUGGAGGCCAACAACCCUUUAGUCACUCAGCUACUACAGGGCAGUCUGCCCCUGGAGAAAGUUCUACCCUCACACUCUGCCAAUAGGCUGGAGAUCAGCCGAUUACUAGGAACUACACCACCAUUGGCAAGGACCCCAGGGCCUCGCAACAGGCCUGAGGUUUCAGCCCAGUCGCAUAGCCCAGAACUGAGUGCAGCCUCUCAGAUCCACAACAAGUCUCCGACAGGUCGCCUAGUCUCCUGUUUGAUUGAGGCCCCAGCUGCGUUGCCGUGUCAGUCUCAGCAGGCUCCCGGUGCUGUCCCGGUCAUCACCUCUCUGCCACCCUUUUCCUCUUCCUCCAGUUCUUCGUCCUCAAGAAGUAAGUCAGACCAUAGCUCUCAGACUGCUGUGGUGUCUGCCGUUAUAAAAGACUCUCAUGGUCGUCAGCCCUCGCAGGGAGUCACUCCAGACAGGCCCCAGCUAGCCCACCAAACCAUGCCUAAUGGCCCCUCUCCUCCCAAUGCAGACCCCUGUCCUGCAGAGGUGGUGCCUACUAUUAAGAUCAACUGGCGGCCCCCACUGUCUCACGAACUGCAGCUUUCUCCUGCACCCACCAUAAAGAAUGAAGUCGGUGCACGUCCCGCUUGCCAGGCUCUUUCCAAAUCCUCCCCCAUUAAACCCAUGAGUGUUACAAAAAAAGAGCCUGGGAGUUCUGUGGAUGGCUACCUGAGCGGAGGGGCGAUGGAGGGACUCCUCAACAUGGAGAUGACUUUAGCAAGGAUGGCAAAGAAGGAGCACAGCAAAGCUACCUACUCCUCUGGCUCUCCCUCCUCUUCCUCCUCCUCCUCCUCCCCCUCCUCUACUGUCUCUGCCCUUCCCUUCCAGCUGUAUGGGAAGCUCCCCAAACAUGGUGGUGUUGGAGGAGUAAGCUACACAGCCAACGUGUCGAUGAUGGACAACGGCGGUUUCUCCCGGAGCAUGGCGGACAGUGUUCUCCAGCUGCGCCCCCGCCUGGCCUCCGGUCAGACCACCCUCAGUAUCCAGGCCUUUACUGACAGUACGGCCGAGGAGGUGGCGCUCAAGUGCUCGUGUCGCCUCAAAGCCAUGAUCAUGUGCCAAGGCUGCGGUGCAUUCUGCCAUGACGAUUGCAUCGGGCCCUCCAAAUUGUGUGUGUCAUGUCUAGUGGUCAGAUAGUAUGUGGAAGUCAGAAGUGCUAUCUGUACAGUGUCAGCAGCAGGACUGAGAGGCUCCACAGUGUACAGAAUCCUGAGUAGGGUAGAGCACACAGGAGGAGCCUAACAGGCAAGAUUUGCCUUGUAUAAUAUAAUUGGUAUGUAUUUUUGUUGUUUCAGAUUUCUUUUUUUGCUGUACUUAUAUAUUAUUAUUAUUAUUAUUAUUAUUAUUAUUAUUGUAAAUUGUGCCUUUUUUUCUUUUUUUUUUCUUUCCUCAAAAACAUUUACCUCAUCUUGCUCCACCUGUCAUCAUUUGAUGGCCAUCAUUGUUUUGGUCCCUUGUUUCCUCAGCAAACGGGGACCUAUUGUUGUGUCAUUGCGCAAAGAAGUAUUUUUUUAAACCAUUAAAAUGAGUAAAUUACAUUGUUUGGGUAGUUUGUGUUUUGACUCAUUAAACUCAUGUCUGUUCAGUACAAUGAACAAAUAAAGAGAUCAUUGAACUGUGA